CUCUUAAUGGACAUUUGUUUCCCUUACAUUACAUAGUAAGUCGUUUUGAAACCAGUACUUGUAUACUUUUACUUAAGAAAAAAGCUCAAGUAGAUACUUCCACUUCGACAAAAGUAUUUUUAGACCCCUAGUAUCUAUACUUUUGUGAACUCUGAUUCUCAGUACAUAUAUGAGGCAUGCUGUCAGAGAGCAACACAGUCGCAAAGUCGGGAAGUGGGCGGGUCCCCGGUUCCCAGCACCGACGCACACGCAGCAGCGGGAGACUUCGGGUCCGGGCGCUCAGCCAGCGGCUGCUGCUCCGAACGGUUAUUGGAAAAGUUCAGGUUAAACAAACGAGACAUUAAAGGAAGCAGGGGGGGGGGACACAUCGAGACAUGGCUGCAAACGCCACGCACGGACCUUGCGAGGGCAUCAACCUGAACUUCACGCACGCCUUUCUGCCGCCCGUCUUCGUCACAGUGUUCGUCGUCGGGACACUAUCCAACAUCUGGGGGCUCCGGAGCGUGUACAACAGCUGGAGCAAAAUCGGAAGCAUCAACGUGUUCAUGUUCAACCUCGGGGUGGCGGACCUUCUGUACCUGUCCACCUUGCCCUUCCUCGUGUACUACUACGCGCGCCGCAGCCACUGGCAGUUCGGCCAGGCUUUCUGCAAGGUGACGCGCUUCUGCUUCAACCUCAACCUGUACGGCAGCAUCGGCUUCCUCACCUGCAUCAGCGUGUACAGGUACCUGGGCAUCGUGCACCCCAUGCGCGUGAUGGGGAAGAUCACCAGCCGCCACUCGCAGGCCGUCAGCGCGCUGGUCUGGCUGCUCGUCGUCAUCCAGAUCCUGCCCGACAUGUUCUAUGACAAGAACAGUCCGGAAACACCAAACUCGUGUUACGACACCACGUCGGACGAGCUGGUCCGCGGCUACCUGGCGUACAGCGUCGGCUGGGCCGUCACGGGUUUCGCCGUGCCGUUGGUCAUCAUCCUGGUCUGCUACGGUCACGUGGUCGUGGUCCUCGCCAGGAACGCCAACGUGAACCCUCUGCUGAAGCAGAGGUGCUUGAAGCUGGUCGUGAUCCUGCUGAUCCUCUUCUCCGUGUGCUUCAUCCCGUACCACGUGUUCCGGAACGUCAACCUGAAGACCAGAAUCAUGAAACUGAGCGGGGUCUGCAACGCCAGAUUCCGCGACAUCUACAUCGCGCACCAGGUGGGCAGAUGCCUGGCGUGUCUGAACAGCGCCUUGAACCCGCUCAUAUACAUCGUGGGGAACGACGAAUUCCUCAUGAAGCUCCAUCACAUCAGGAGGCGGGCCCGGCUGUCCCUGGCCGGCGUGACGGGGGCCGUCCGGUACCGCAGGCCGGUGGAGGCGGACCCGGACUCGCCAUCGGAGACUCCCGAGCUGAUGAAAGCAUGAGACGCACAGUGGGGUUUAUUGCUGUGAUGUGGCUGCUCGCAGCUGGUGCUCGUGUUUCUCGUGAAGUUGUCAGCCACGUGCCGAGGCGCUGUUUGUACCUUACUGCUGUAUAUCCCGUGACCGCUUUGUGCAGAGGAGGUCCCGUUUACACCUACCGUUUCACUGUUACAGGUGAAGCUUUUGUUCUUUGUUCUUUCCAGUGGAUCACGUCGCGAAGAAGAAUGAGCAGAGCCGUUUGUCAGCUCUUUUAUUAUAGGACAAUAAACACAAAGUAAAAGAGGAACUGCAACGCAGCUGUGUAGGCCUCAUACAUUUACAUCUUGCUUUUCACUCUGCUCCACACUAAACAGUGUUGGCAGAAAUAUUCACAGCUUCAGAGAAUGUACAUCACCACACUGUAAAAAAAGGUAUUACGGGUGUUUACUUCCACAAAACAGUAUUAUUAACACAAUGUAAUGAAUGCCCCAAAUUAAAGUACUCGUUCUGCAGA
Molecule: messenger RNA, 1890 nt
Organism: Pungitius pungitius (ninespine stickleback)
Lineage: Eukaryota; Metazoa; Chordata; Actinopteri; Perciformes; Gasterosteidae
Product: P2Y purinoceptor 1-like
Exons: 1
Coding region: 375-1400 (341 amino acids)
Biological process (GO): G protein-coupled receptor signaling pathway
Cellular component (GO): membrane
Molecular function (GO): neuropeptide receptor activity
Source: RefSeq, a predicted model, not a curated record